Molecule: messenger RNA, 4346 nt
Organism: Erinaceus europaeus (western European hedgehog)
Lineage: Eukaryota; Metazoa; Chordata; Mammalia; Eulipotyphla; Erinaceidae
Product: TRPM8 channel-associated factor 2-like
Exons: 11
Coding region: 640-3387 (915 amino acids)
Biological process (GO): negative regulation of anion channel activity
Source: RefSeq, a predicted model, not a curated record
UGGUGGAUCUUCAUCAACCGAACGGGCUGCGGGAGGCCUUUUUUUUUUUUUUAAUCCCAACUGUGACAGCAGUUUUGCACCGCUUUCCCUGGCACCCCGGAAGCCCUCGGAGAUCCAGUUAGACAGUUGCUAAUCUCUAAUGAUCUCCCACCCUCAAAAAAAAAAACACACAAAAACUCAAAGCAAAACAAAACGAAAACAAAACAAAAAAAAGGCUCCCUCAAGGUCUCGCUUCCGGGGAGUUUGGGUUGCAGGGAAGCACCUCAAGCUGUCAGAGAAAUUGGGGCCACAGGAAGGAGGCUCCAAGCAGAGACCUUCAAAACCUCUUUGUUUAUUUAUACACUGGGGAGAUUGUAAGCUCUGAAACCCAGCCCAGGGAUGGGAGGAGCCAGUUCUGUGUCAGGAUGGAGUAGUCACUCCGCCCUGCCUGUCCUCUUCAGCCUGUCAGGAUUCUUCCUUGAUAUCUGCUCUCUUGCUACAUUCUGCAUCUCAGAUCCAGCUUUCUGUAUGGAUGUCAGCAUCUCAUAGAGGCCUCUCCUCGCUCUCCACCAGAAAGUAUGAGAGUGGUGACCUCAGCUGUCCGGUUGCCUGUCACAGCCCAGUGCGUGGCCCACAGGAGAACCAGCAGCUGAACCAAACAUGGCGACCAAGCCCACGGAUGCUUUCCAGGCUCUCAUGGCUGGGGUGACCAGCUGGAACCUCCCCAAAGGCCCGAUCCCCUGUGAGCUGCUCCUGACUGGAGAGGCCGCUUUCCCAGUGAUGGUGAAUAAGCAGGGCCAGGUGCUCCUUGCUGCCUCCUCCUAUGGUCGAGGCCGCCUGGUGGUCAUGUCCCAUGAGGGUUACCUGCUGGAUGCUGGCUUGACCCCCUUCCUCCUCAAUGCAGUGCGCUGGCUGCAGCCCUCCAUUGGGGGCCCCGUGGGUGUGCACCCCUCCCUGAAAAAUCUGGUAACCGUCCUGCAGGGUAAUGGGGUGCAGGCAGAGCUCCAGCCAGCACCCGGGGGCCCCUCAGGGCUGUACUGCCUCAGCGCCUAUGUUGACCCCAUGCCUGCAGGGCUGAUCCAGUUUUUGAAGGGAGGUGGGGGGCUUCUCAUUGGGGGCCAAGCCUGGUACUGGGCCAGUCAGCACGGGAGAGAGCAGCUGCUGACCAGCUUCCCAGGCAACCAGGUGACCUCUGUGGCCGGAGUGUACUUCACAGACACCUAUGGGGACACAAGGCAGCUGAAGGUCUCCAAGAAGGUGCCCAAGAUCCCACUUCAAGUCAGAUUUGGGCAGGAUCUCAGGAAGGACCAGCAGCAGCUCCUGGAGGGCAUCUCAGAGCUGGACAUCGCAACAGGGGGGAUCCCUUCCCGCCUGCUGGUGCAUGGCCCCCUGGCCUUCCCUCUGGGCUUUGAUAACUCCCUGGGCUGUUUCCUGGCAGCUGCCCACUAUGGCCGAGGAAGGGUGGUCGUGGCCGCCCAUGAGAACCUGCUCAAUUCUCCCAAGAUGGGGCCCUUUGUGCUCAAUGCUGUGCGUUGGUUGGCCAAAGGUCAGGAAGGCAAGAUUGGGGUGAGCAAAGAUCUCCAAGGGCUGCACACCCUGUUGUCUGGCCAUGAGCUGCCCUGCAGCCUGCAACCCCAGCUCACCCCGGAUGUGCUUGUCUACUGCUGCAAGGCCUACAGCGACAAGGAGGCCCAGCAGCUGCAGGAGUUUGUGGCUGAGGGGGGCGGCUUGCUGAUCGGGGGCCAGUCCUGGUGGUGGGCUUCCCAGCACCCUGGCCGCUCUGCUGUGGCUGGCUACCCUGGGAACAUCAUCCUCAACAAACUCGGCCUGAGCAUUCUUCCUCACUGUCUGAAGCAGGGCUGUUUCCCUGUCCCCACCCCGGACAUGCUCAGCUACCACUUCCGCAAGGCCUUGUCUCAGUUCUGGGAUCUACUGCCCCAGCGGGGUGAGAACAUGGAAAAGAACUGGCAGGCCAGUCUGGGGGCAGAUGGUGCCGGCUUCCUGCAGAUUCCUGCAGAGGGGAUCCCAGCUUACGAGUCUCUGCACAGGCUGCUGAGGAAGAUGCUGCGGGAGGUGGGCCUCCCAGCUGUGAGCAAGGAAAACCCAGUGUCCAGGGACUCCCGUGAGGCAGCCCUCCUCUGUCUGGCCACUGAGCUGGCACACGCAGGCACGGACUGCUGCAGGUUGACUCAGAGGAUGGAUAAAUGCACCUGUGACUCCUGGGGACAUCCCAUCACUGUGGAGAUCAAUGGAAAUAACCCAGGUGACAGUGACUGCUGGGUGAGUACUGGGCUCUACCUGCCAAAUGGACUGAAUGCAGAAGUCUCCCUGUCAGAAACUGCAGCCUCUGCUGGACUAAAGAUGCAGGUUGGCUGCCACACUGACAAUUUGACCAGUGCCAGCAAGCUGUCCCGAGCUCCCGUGGUGACUCACAAAUGUUGCAUGGACAAGACCCAGAAGUCAAUCACCAGCCUCUGGGGUGGCCUGCUCUAUGUCAUCCUGCCCAAGGGCAGUCAACUGGGUCCCCUAUCCAUCACCAUCAAGAGAGCUGUGCCUGCCCCAUACUUUAAACUGGGUAAGACGUCCCUGGAGGAGUGGAGGCACAAGGUCAAGGAGAGCCAGGCCCCCUGGGGAGAACUGGCCACUGACAACAUCAUCUUGACAAUGCCAAGUGCAGACCUCCGGAAGCUGGGGGACCCGCAGCCCGUCCUGCAUCUCUGGGAUGAGAUGAUGGAGGCCAUAUCCAGACUGGCUGCCCAGCCGUUCCCUUUCCACCGGCCAGAGAGGAUCGUAGCUGACGUUCAGAUUUCAGCAGGCUGGAUGCACUCAGGCUACCCCAUCAUGUGCCACCUGCAGUCAGUUCAGGAACUCAUCAAUGAGACAGACAUGAGACACAAAGGUCUGUGGGGAGCCAUCCAUGAGCUCGGCCACAACCAGCAGAGGCACGGCUGGGAGUUCCCUCCUCACACCACUGAGGCCACCUGCAACCUCUGGUCAGUCUACGUGCAUGAGACGGUGCUGGGCAUCCCCAGAGCUCGCGCCCACCCAGCUCUGAACCCAGCAGAGCGGGAGAAGAGAGUAAAAACACACCUGGACAAGGGAGCGCCCCUGCGUAACUGGGAAAUGUGGACGGCUCUGGAAACCUACCUGCAGCUCCAGGAGGCCUUUGGGUGGGACCCCUUCACCCAGCUUUUUGCUGACUAUCAGACUUUCUCUAAAGUUCCCAAAGACAAUGCUGAUAAGAUGAAUCUGUGGUUGAGGAAGUUCUCUGAAAAGGUGCAGAAGAAUCUGGUGCCUUUUUUUGAGGCCUGGGGCUGGCCUAUCCACAAGGAAGUGGCUGCGUAUCUGGCCUCCCUGCCAGAGUGGCAGGGAAACCCCAUGCAGAAGUACACCAGUGCCAAGAAGUAGAAGUGUAUCAAGUUGGGAGAAAAAGAACGGUCAUUAGCCAGCUCUGCCAUGCCUGUUACUCACCUUGAAUUAUGAAGCCUGAAUUCUGCUUUCUGACCUGCCUUUGGAAGGCAGUGAACGCCACUAGAAAAAAAGAAAAGAGAAGAAACUGAGGUCACAAAAUGAACUGAAAUCCACAAUCUCAGGAAGUGAUCUUGGUUUCACUUCUUAUUAUCUUACUCUCACCACCAAGAGAUUUGCUUCACAUUCUGGGUCUUCCAAAAGGGGAUAUUUCAACAUUUCACACACAACCACACAAUCUUUUUGUGUGACUAAAGCAGCAGUGAUUGAACGUGAACAUUCUAACCCAAGUUUCCACCAGAGGGGGAAGAGAAUGCUUCAGAAAUGAGCACUUUAAUGUUCACUAUUAAAAUUAUCCAACAAAGAGACGGUUGCAGUACUUAGAAGUGAAGGCUGGGCUUACCAGACGUAAAUGCAGGAUCUCUGUGCUGUUACACUUUGGAAACCACUGCAGCUCUAAAGAUUCUACUUUUUAAAAAGAAAUGCCUUUGUUCUAGAUAGAGACUGGUUUACUCUUUGAAAGUUACUUUUGGGUUCACUCUGAUGUGGCAUAUAGAGACUUGAAACCCAUGAGUUUACAAAAAACAAGAAGUCAAAUUGUCUCUCAGACUUUCUGUGACCUCUACGAUGGUUAUCACUGGUGGGGGUGGGAUUGGGAACAUCCAAAUUUGGUGGUGGGAGUGAUGUGGAACUAUAUACUGUUGUGAUUUUAUCAUCUUGUAAACCACCAUUAAAUUAAGUGUUGUAGGAAAGGAAAGUGAUUGCCUUGGGGACAUAAGAGAUAUGAGGGAUAUCACACCAGACAGAGAACAUGCCUUGCCAUGUAAGCAGCCCAGGUUUAAGCAAUAGUACUCUGUAAAUUUACUAUGUUACUAUAUGUAAAUUACCCUGGACUAGGA